Prunus armeniaca (apricot) is the source of this 2634-nucleotide messenger RNA. Lineage: Eukaryota; Viridiplantae; Streptophyta; Magnoliopsida; Rosales; Rosaceae. The record is from the annotation of a GenBank genome assembly.
AUGCUUCCUUGGUUAGUUAUUCCAUUAAUAGGACUAUGGGCUCUCUCUCAGCUUCUACCACCAGCCUUUCGAUUUGAGAUAACUUCGCCCAGACUCGCUUGUGUUUUUGUGCUCUUGGUUACUCUCUUCUGGUAUGAGAUUUUGAUGCCUCAGCUUUCGGCUUGGCGGGUGCGGAGGAAUGCAAGGCUUAGGGAGAGGAAGAGGUCUGAGGCAAUAGAAUUGCAAAAGCUGAGGAAAACAGCAACCAGGCGGUGUCGGAACUGCUUGACUCCGUAUAGGGAUCAGAAUCCUGGUGGUGGUCGAUUUAUGUGUUCGUAUUGUGGACAUAUAUCAAAAAGACCGGUUCUUGACUUACCUGUGCUACCGGGGAUGGGACUUUCGAAUUCCGGGAUUAUCAAGGAAUUAGUUGGAAAAGGUGGAAAAAUAUUGAAUGGUAAGGUGUGGUCUGAAAAUGGGUGGAUGUGUGGCCAAGAUUGGUUGGAGAAUGGCAAUUGGGUCAGUGGUUCUAUUGCAGGGAAGUCUAGCUAUUGGAGGAAGGACGGGAGCAGUGUUUUUGGAGGGGAUGAGAAUUGUUUGGCUGAGAAGUCUUAUUCAGGUGUUGUUAUUUUUGCGUGCAAGCUACUGACGUCUUUCUUCUUGAGUGUUAGAUGGCUUUGGAGAAAGGUUUUUAGGAUUAGUACUUCAGGGGAAGAUGAUGCAUCUGAUGAGCAUAAAGGUAUGUUGGCCAAGAGGGGCGAAAAUGGGACCAACUUGAAUGAGAGUAGAGGAGAAAAAGCUCGCAGAAAAGCUGAAGAGAAGAGACAGGCUAGGAUAGAGAAGGAGCUUUUAGAGGAGGAAGAGAGAAAGCAGAGGGAGGAAGUUGCAAGGUUGGUGGAGGAACGUAGGAGACUUAGGGAUGAGAAAAAUGAAGCAGAAAGGGAUCAUGGGAAAACAUCACCACCUGCUAGGGAGAAAGAUAACAAGAAGGAAGCAGAAAAGAAACGGCAGGAAAGAAGGAAAGAGAAAGACAAGGGUUCUAGCAAGAGCAAUUCUGAUGUAGAAGAGCUGGAAAAGAGAGCAGGUAAGGAAAGUGAACGGAAGCGGGACUUUGACAAGAAGAGUGACAUUGAUCGCCGGGAACAUCUGAAAUCCGGGGUAGAUUUUCUGAAGGGACAAAGCACAGAGACAGCCCAUAGUAUAAAAAAUGCAUCUGCAACCAAUUUUGAUAGGGGAAAUGCUGGAUCUAGGUACCUGGACCGUAUGAGGGGUACAAUUUUUAAUUCUUCAAAGGCAUUUAGCGGAGGUAGUUUCUUUGGAAAGGGUGCUAAUACUACAGUGACAAAAGAAACCAAACCUAGCAUUUCUGCAGAUCAAGUCCAUAGUCAUGCCCAUAAGAGGGAUUUAUGUCCACCUGACCGUGUAGCUGCGAGACCUCUUAUGAAUGGAGAUGAUAAGAGCAUCCACCGCCCUGUUAACUCAGAACCACAGCCAGGGACUGCACCUAAAAAAUCAUGGCAGCAAUUGUUUACUCGGUCAUCGUCUGUGCCUUCAUCCUCAAGUGCAAAUGUAAUAAGUAGGCCAAAUUCAAAGUUCCAAACAGAAGUUCAAAGUCCUCAAUUAUCUGGUCAGUCGUCGUCAAUGCAAUCGUUUGAUAAUCCAAUCAAUUUUGGGCUGCCAUCUCCAUUCACUCUAUCUACUACCUAUCCAAAAGGAUCCUCUACCAGUUUAGGUUUUUCCCCUGCAAUUGAACCCAUGUUCCCUCGCAUUGGAGAAGGGCAUCAUGAACUUAUACCUGAGGAGCCAGAGCUUUUUGAAGACCCAUGUUAUGUCCCUGAUCCAGUAUCCUUGCUUGGGCCCGUUUCUGAGUCACUUGAUAAUUUUCAAUUGGACAUGGGUGCUGGCUUUGUGAAAGAUAUGGGAUUGGAGAGGCCUCGCACAUUGAAGAAUGGAUCUGCUUCUUCUGAAGUCAACAAGCCAUCUCCUAUUGAGUCACCGAUGUCACGAGAAAAGCAUAAUAAUUCUAAUCGCUUCCCAAGUACCCCAAAGGCUCAGGAUAUGCAUGCUUUACCCCUAGAUGAUGCAAAUGCAAAUGAUAAGGGAACAUGGCAAAUGUGGAACAGUUGUCCUCUUGGUCAGGAAGGUCUAGGUUUUGCAGGUGGACCAUCGAGCUGGCUUCUACCUCCAGAACUGAACAGAUCUAACAAGGAUGAUCUUAUGCACCCUUCGUCCCAGAAACCAAUGGUGUCACUAUUUGCAACAGAAGAUCAGGGUAUUUCUGGCUCUCACUCUCCGCAGAGUCGGAGCAUCUUUCUUGGUAAUGGCCAGAAUGGUGGAGCGUUUAGCCCUGUUACUGGUUCCAGUGAUCAUGAUCCUUGGUCACAGAAAGCGUUUUUUCCACCCUUGUCAACUGCUGAAAACCAUUAUCCUCUCAAACCUCCAGACGAAACUACUAAGAAUGAUCUGAUUUUUGGGAGUCCCAGAAGAUCUACCACCAACCAUCCAUUUGAGAUGUCUCCAGCAAACUGUUGGUCCAAAAAGGAAUGGGAUGAAUGCGUAGCAGGUCAGGGCACAGGGGAAGGUGUUGGAAAGCCAUCUGUGUUGAGGCCUCAUAUCAGGGGACUAUAUCCCACCCCAGAUGUACAGUCGCUUUGGUGA